This is a messenger RNA of Caretta caretta (loggerhead turtle), 8227 nucleotides long. RefSeq names its product C-type lectin domain family 2 member B. The record is from RefSeq and is a predicted model, not a curated record. Lineage: Eukaryota; Metazoa; Chordata; Testudines; Cheloniidae.
UGGGUGCCGUGAGGGCAGUCAGCACAUGCUACCAAGUGCCACUCCCCUUAAUAAUGUCACAACACUGAAGGCCCAGAGGGGUUUGUUGUCACAGCCGGCUCGAGCCUAGUGAUCCACGCUGCAGAACAGCUGCUGGCUCACCGGCUGAGUUCACUGGCCACACAGAGACGGGCAGAGCAGAGCGUUUGUGCCCGGUGACUUGCCCUAACUGGAGGUCCCUCAACCCCAGCGGGGCGGCUGGCUCUUGGUUACGGCACCGCUUCACUAGGGCUAGAGGUUUGGGGGUGUGCUCGGGAGCUGGCUCCGGAGCAACGCUCGAGUGGCACCCCCAGCUAACCCGGCGGCAAGGACAAGUCCCCAGAAGCAGAAGAAAAGCUGUCACAGCCUGGAGAUUUUUAUGGCUAGUAGCAAACAUUGGUAUUUACAGAGGGUGGUGUGUGCAUUAACACAUCCCAGCUGUGGUAAAUGAAGGGGGAUAGCUCCCUCUGAUGGCCAGCCAGUGAGCUGUAAAAUCCCUCUUGGUAGCUGUUUACUUGCUUUAUCUGUAAAAGGUUAAAAAGUCCCCCAGGAAAAGAAAGUGGGCACCUGACCAAAAGAGACAGUGGGAAGGUAGAACUUUUUAAAAUAGGGAAAGAAAUUUUCCCUUUGUCUAUUGUUCUCUGGGCUGGAGGGACAGAGCAGCCAUGCUAUAAGCAGCUUAAGCCAGGUAUGAUCAUAAAGCAUCAGAUUGUGCCUAAAACUACUCAUCUGAACUCCAAAUGUGGUCACUGGCCUAGUGGAGAAGCAGGAGAUGUGAUAUAUCUUUAUUUUAGUAAGGCCUUUGACCUAGUCCCACAUGACAUUCUCACAAGCAAACUGAGGACUGUGGUCUAGACGAAAUUACUAUAAGGACUUGUCUACACAGGGAAUGGACUGGAAUAGCUCCCAUGGGCUACGCUGUUCCGGGAUAGCGCCCCUUGUUCCAGAAGUGGAGGAAGCUGAACCAGAACGAGGUGGAGACACAGCAGUCUCGGUGCUGAUUGUCCAGAAAAUGGCCGAAGAGAGCGCCGAAGUGACAAGCGAUACCAGUAGAGGAGCGAAUGUCUCAAUGCUGCACGGACCAGUGGCAGAAAGGAGAAGAGAUGUAGAUUUCAGCCUAAAAUGCAUUAAAGAUAAACGGAUCCCAAUUACCGUUACUGUCGUCAUCACAGCUUUGAUCAUCACCAUAAUUGCGCUGGCGGCCAAGAAGACUCCUCCCUGCCCACGCUGCCCGCCCCACGUCACUGCUGCAUGCCCGGACGGCUGGGUUGGAUACCAAGGUAACUGUUACCACUUCUCAGAGACUGAAGGGAACUGGAGCACGAGCCAGAGCCACUGCUCUUCCCUCAACGCCUCCCUGGCUUCGAUUGAUUCCCUGACGGAGCUGAAUUUCACGCUGCGCUAUAGGGAGAUCCCUUACCGCUGGAUUGGCCUCCAGAGGGAGCAAGGCCUGGGCCAGCCCUGGAAGUGGACCAACGGUACCAUAUUCAACAACCUGUUUCUGGUCAGAGGGGAAGGGCAGUGCGCCUACCUGAACGAAAAUGGGGUCAGCAGCUCCCGGUGCUACUCAGAGAGACCUUUCAUCUGCAAGCAGCCGGACGAGUGCUCUAGAAGGAAGCCAAGCGCCGCAGGAGGGGACACGAUGGCUAAGAUCACUUAAAGGGCCAAUGCAGCCUCUUCCGUGGAUGCAGAACUUACACAUUCAUCAUCUCUUGGGGAGCAUCCUACCUCUCCAGCCAUUGCUCCAUCCCGCUCCCUGCUGAAAAGCUCUCCUCACAAUGCUCGACUACACUAACUCGACAACACCAUCUCUCCGUUGCCGUGGUACUACUGGACACAGGCCCUGGAGUUAUUGUGUAGUCGAGUCAGUGUAGUCGAGUGUUGUGAGGAGAGUUUUUCAGCAGGGGCCUGGAGGGAGCAAUGGUUGGAGAGGUAGAGGAUGCUCUGCAAGAGAUGACUUAAUAUUAAAUCUAAUAUUCCCUUAAUACGCCAAGUGGAUAAAUUAUUUAGAUUAUGAAGAAUUUUAUUUAAAAAAGAGUAUGUUUCUAGCUUGCUUGGUUAUCAAUAUGCCCUGGCAAAUCAAAGAGAGCCUGAGUCAGCAGAGAGCUUGAAACAAUAACUCAGAAAAAUGCCCCAUUUAAUUAAUUGACUCUGGAACCUAGUGAUGACACUAACUUCUUUCUUUCUGUUUCCUCUAUGCCACUUUUCUUGGUGAGGGUUGCGGCAGCAGCAUGGAGAGUAGGGCGGGCUAGACCUCCCUUUCCUCCACGACAGAUUCCAGCUCCUCCUGGGGAACUCCCAAGCAUUCCCAGGCCAGCCGGGAGAUAUAAUCCCUCCAGCCUGUUCUGGGGGGGCCUCAGGGCCUCCUCCUAGUGGUACGUGGUCUUACUGAGUUCCAAAAGAAGCCUGCCCGGGGGCAUCCCCAGCUGGAUCCUCUCAAUCCAGAGGUGUAGCAGCUCUACUCCGAGGCGCUCCCGAAGAGCCGAGCCCCUCACCCCGUGUAUUAAAAAAAGUCAUGAUUUUGGGGGGAUUUUUGAGUGCUUGGGUUUGACAAAACUGGAUUAACAAAAUCUAAAGGUCAUACGUUUUGGUCGCAGCUGGAACUAGGUGAAAUUUUUUGAGCAAAUCCUUUUAUGUAUUUUAUUUAUUUUGUUUGUUUUAUUUAUUUAGGCAAAAAAUGCAGAUCUUGUGUCACCAAAACAAUGUGAAUUUGUGUCAAUCUUUGCCAAAUUGAUUUGAAAAAAAAACCACCCCGAAAAAAAAAAAAAGCUGAACGUUUCAUUUUCCUGGUUUUGAAAGCAAACUUUUUGACUGAGAAUGGCUUUUUAUUUCAUGAUUUCCUUUAAUUUUUGUUUUCAAAAAUUUAAACCUUAAAAAUCAAAAUGAAACCUUUUUCAAUUUUUUUUUUAACUGUUCAAUGCAAUGAGAAUUUUUGGGGAAAAAAAUUGGUUUUGAUUCAAUCUGAAACCGAAUUUUUGUUUGAUUUGUUGGAAUUUCCAGCAAACUGCAAAAAAUCCAUUAUUUGCCCAGCUCUAGCUGCGACCUCCCCCGCCCUUUCCGUGUUGCUCAGUGAGGGAGGUGGGAUCAAGGUUAGAUGGGAAGUGGACACUAGUGUUCAAAGAGCUUGUGAACAGCCCUGUACCCUGGACUGCAGCUACCUCAGGGACACAAAGACCCUGAGUGUAGGAUACAGACCCUUACACUUGGGAAAAGGCCGAAGAGACACUGAACCAAAGUCAGGGUAAGAAGUAGCCAGUGGAUCUUGGAAACAUCACUUGAAGCUGGGACACGGGAUGGAUCAGUUGAUAAUUGCCUUGUUCUGGUCAUUCAUUCUGAAGCACCCGCCACCAGCUUCUGUUGAAAGUCAGAGCACUGGGCUAGCUGGACCAUUGGCCUGACCCUAUAUGGCUGUUCUUACGAACUUUAUUUUUUUUUUUUAAUAUGUUUUUGAGUAGAUCUGAUCACAAUUUGACAAGAAACAUUUUUUAAAACGUGUUUUCUCCAGGAUUUUUUUUUGCAAUGCUGAAAGUUAUUUAUUUAUUUAUUUAUUUAUUUUAAAUUGUGACUACAACUGUGAAUGGGAGAAACUUAUCAUCUCUCAUCAUCUGCAUUUAAUUCAUUGCUGUGAGCUAAGAUUGUUUGGGUCAGGAGAGCUCCUGAAAGCAUUUAGUCACUUCCCCUAGGCUGUGUAAAUACCAGAAUAACCCAUAAUGACUCCCAGUUAGGAACCAGAAUUAGUGGCCAGGUUUUCAAUAGAUUCAUGGAGUUUAAGGCCAGAAGGGAGCAUUAAAUCAUCUAGUCUGGCCUCCUGCCUAGCACGGGCCAGAGAACUUCCCCCACUUCCCCCUGUAUUGAGCCCAACAACUUGUGUUUGGCUAUAGUCUAUCUUCCAGGAAGGCAUCCAGUGUGGAUAUGAAGACAUCAAGAGAUAGAAAAUCCACAACUUCCCUUGAUAGUUUGUGUCAGUGGUUAGUCUCUUUCUUUGUGAAAAGUGUGUGUCGUAUUUCUGAUUGAAGCAUGUCGUCUGACUUAUCUUCCAGGCGUGAGUUCUUGUUCUGCCUUUCUCUGCUAGGUUGAGGAGCUAGUUGUUUGCGCUAGUAGUUAGUAGCUAGCAGUUUCUCCCCAUGAAAAGACCUACACACUGUAAUCAAAGGCCCUUCUUGAUCUGCUUUUCGUCAGACUAAACAGAUCGAGCUCCUUAAGUCUCUCACUAUGAGGCAACUUUGUCCAACCUUUCAGUCAUUGUGGAAGCUCUUCUCUGCACCCUGUGUGACUUUUCAACCUUUUAAAAAACAUGGACCCCAGAACUGGAUGUACGAUUCCAAUGUCGGGCUCACCGACACCAUAUACAAUGAGCUGAGCUGUUCUGAAAAUGUGCCCUAAGUGUCACAAGGGGAGCUGUCACAAUGGUUGAGGGAAACCUGAAGGUCCUUAGCUUGGAGCAGAAACUAAAGCAAAAAGCAAACAGAAAACACAAACAGAAAACUGAACAUGAGUCAUAGAUUCCAAGGCCAUAAGGGACCACUGUGGUCAUGUCGUCUGACCUCCUGCACGAUACAGGCCAGAGAACUGCUCCAAAAUAAUUCCUGCCUAAGCCAGGCCUCCCAUUUUGGGUUACUCUGGUGUUUAAAAUAGACAAGUAAAUAAAUCUUUGUUUUGGUGGGAGGAAAAAUAAACCAACCAAUCCUACUUCCUCUCACUUCUAAAAACUCUUUUCCCCAUGUCGGGAGGGAGGGAUGGGGAAAUAUUUUUUGUAAAAAAGGCAUUUUGUGUUUCAAAAAAUGUUUUGAUGGCAAGUUUCUGAUCUGGUCUAUUGAUUUGUAGAUAAAUGUUUUAGAUUCCCUGUUGUGAAUUGCUUACAGUCUCAGGACACAGAGUGCCUUUGGUGUUUGGAAAGUGCCUUAUGCAGGGCAGCCUGUGUAUCAUUGGGCAGGAAAUAGUUUUCCCAUCCCACAAAAAAUUUUGAUAUUUAAAAAAAAAAAAAAAAAAAUUCUGUCCCAAAUUGGGAUGAAACCAUUUCACAAUUUCCCAAACAAGCCGAGAGCAACCCACUCCCCCAACCGUGAGCGCACUCACCUGAGAGGGAGGAGAUACAAGUAAGUCGCUGCUCUGAAUGGGACUUGACCGGGGGUUUUUCACAUCCCAGGUGAGGGCCCUGACCCCCAGGCUAUUCUCACAUAGUCUGGCCUGGCUGUGAGAACUCGUCCCAAGGAAAGUUUCACCAAACAAGCUCUGUUUCUGCAAAAGGGUUUGCGUUCACUGAAUCGGCAUUUUCAAACAAGGAGCGGCUUUAUCAAAAGAUUCCUGACUAGCACGAGAGGGACUCUCCCAGAAACAGAUAACGAGACUGGCAUUCGUUAUAACAGCACUAACGAGCACCACACUCUGUGGGGGGUGCCAAAAAGGAGCCUGACAGAAGUUCUGAUCCAAAGCUUAUUGAAAUUACUGGAAAAACUCACAGGACUAGAUGGUCAAAGGUGGGAGAUGAGAAUUGCAAUACCUGUGAGGUUCUGGGCCCCAUUAACUUCACUGAGCAGCCCCCUUUGACACUGUCAUACCAGCAUCCCCUGUACGGGACUGCCCCCUAGAGACCGAAUUACAAAUUAUUAUUUUAAUGUUUGAUACUUAGCGAUCACAUUGUGCUAGACUCUGUAAAAUACCGUACUCUUACCAUGUGCUGUACCUGUUGUCGUUUGUCGUACGCUUGUCUAUUCUGCGUUUGUACAGCCCCUAGCACAACUGAGCCCUGCUCCAUGACUGGGGCUAAGUGCCACUGGAGUACAAAUACAAUGGCACCGUCCCUCUUUACAGAGCAUGGUAUGUGCGCCGGUGAGUUCUCUGAUGGCUGCUGAGUCCGAUGGGCGAGUGACAGUCCAGUCCACAGGUACGACACACCCACACGUUAGCAAUGCUCUGAAUCCGAGUAGCAGAUUCUUUCCUCCUCCGAUGCCGGGCAUCGGAAAGCUUGAUCCAGGCCGCCUCGCUCCAUCUACAAGCUGCCUCUGCCAACCGGCGCGGCAUUCUGCAUUCCUUUCUCAAUCAUCCAGCGAGAUUCCAAAGGACACUAAGUCAGCUUUGCAAGCAUCCCGGAAUCUGCCUCUUUCUAAACGCUUUGCGAGUGUCAAAGAACUGCAAACUUCAGGAUCCUGUCAUCCGGCAUUCGUGUGACACGACCAAGCUGCCUGAGUCCUUUCUUACUAAUUAACGUUCCCAUAAAUGACAUACCAGCACGAGUUAGCACUUCCACGUUUGUCACCCCGUCUUGCCAUCUUCUUUGAAGAAUUUUGCUCAAGCAUCUGACAUGGAAGCUGGUUAGUCCUCCUGGUAUGUUUGGUGUAAGUCGUCCAUGUUUCUGAGUCGUAUAGAAGAGUGGAUAAUACACACAUUUUAUAAAUACGGAUUUUCACUUUAAUUGACCAUUUGUCACUGUUCCAGGCUCUGUCUUGCAAAAGACAAAAGUUCCCGGCUGCUUUGCUGAUUCUGUUAGUGAGCUCAGCAUCAAGAUCUACAUUGCUGGUAACAGUAGAGGCAAGGUAGCAAAACUGGUCCACAACAUCCAGACGAAUACCCUCUAAGGUGAUAUCUGGAACUGAUUCUGAAGAACUUCGAGGCAUGAUAACAGUCUUCAAGCUUAUUGCUAGCUCAGAGAUUUUGCAUGAAUCAGAGCACUUGGUAAUAAGCUGUUGCAGGACAUCAACACAGUGAGCCACAAGACCUGCAUCAUCUGCAAACAGGUCCCUUAUGAUGAUCUCCUUCAGCUUCAUCUUAGCUCUGAACCGUGCAUCGUUAAACCAAUCUCGAUCAUGUCUAGUGCUAAUACAGAGACCCUCUCGAACACCACGGAACGCACGUUCAAGCAGGAAUGGGAAGUAAAUAUUAAACAAUGGAGGAGCCACUACGCAACCCGGCUUCACUCCAUUGUUGAUGUUAAAUGACUGGGGGUAAGUGUUACUUGUAAUACCAAUAAAUAAUAAUAUACUAACAUGUAACAAAAAGCUGCCCCAAAGAGUUUACGAUCUAAGUGCAAGACAACAAUCAGGGAGAGAACCAGAAAACAAUGAGGAUAUUGUUGCUGGACUUUCAUUCUAACUGUCUAAGCCAGUGGUUUCCAACCUGGGCUCCGCGGACCACUGGCGGUCCGUAGAUUAUGUCUAAGGGGUCCGCAAAAGAUAUUGUUACCGUAGAACAGUGGUUUUCAACCUGUGGUCCGUGGAACCCUGGGGAUCUGCAGACCAUGUCUAAGAUUUACAAAGGGGUCCACACCUCCAUUUGAAAUUUUGUAGGGCUCUGCAAAUGAAAAAAGUUUGGAAACCAAUGGUUUUAGGCUAAGCCAUGGGGCUUAGGGCAUGUGUAUCUUAUUAUUUUUGUUUCAUAGGGCGUAGGGGACCCUGUCAUUCUGCUUCUCUUCUCUAGAUGACCCCUGGACUGUCCCAUGAUGGACGCGCAGUGUGAUCCAGGGACCCCUUAGUGCCACCUGCCAAAGGGGCCAGAGUGGGAGCCCAGGGGUGUGAGCAUUCUAGCUCACCAAAGAGCAUCAUGUGAGGUCUCAAAUUCAAGCGUGCGUCACACUGGUCACCAGCAUCAUUGUGAAACACGUACGGCUGCUGUGCAAGCAGUUCUGUGUAAACACUGACCAUUAUGGUCCCCAUGUCUGUGUCUAGGUAGGGGGUCACUGGCAAAGGUGUAAACCAGGUUUUCUGUCAGACAAAGGCUGUUUCUCUCUCUCCCUGGCUGUUUAUAGGUAAAUUAAGUGUUGGAUAGUUCACAUUUGGGCUCCUCUUCCGGGUCUGAACCAAAUGCUAAGGAAGGAUGGGGGAAACCACACAGAGAGAAAAGUAACAGGAUGGAACAGUGCGAGUUCCUUUGUUUCUGCCUCUAUUUAUAACUGGAAAUUAAACCCCGUUGCUUUGUCAGGAACAUAAAUGAUCCUGCUACUGCAGUCGCUGAGUGCAUAGAAACUGACCGCAGCUUCUGGGCAAAUGCUCUGAGUUAUGACAUUUGGUCUGUAAUAACAUGUAUGUACCGUAUCUGUCUCAUUUGUGCCUGAAUUCUGUUUAUAUUUAUAUGUAAUAUAUUGACCGACUUGUGGUGGUGGUUUUUUUUUAAGUAGCAUGGGAGAAGCUCUCUCUCUUGUGGGAUAUGCGGAUCUAAGGUUUUCCUUCAUCUUCCUCAUCCUCACCCAAUAAAUGUGCUGUUUUGUGAAAUUCUA